Messenger RNA from Pocillopora meandrina, 2394 nucleotides. The record is from the annotation of a GenBank genome assembly. Lineage: Eukaryota; Metazoa; Cnidaria; Anthozoa; Scleractinia; Pocilloporidae.
AUGAUAACUUCCAUGAACAUCGCCUUACUAGUAGCCCUGUUCCUGCUAAACUCCGAUCGCAUUCAGAAAGCCAUUGAGAUAUGCAACGAAUGUUUAAUUUUGCUAAAUAACAGCGAUCAAAACAGCAAAGAUCAAUUUGAUUCAGUGCCACUACAAUUUGACAGCGACAUCUAUACAGUUCUUUACAGCGCAUAUCGUCAUAUCUCUGACGACGUAAAUGCGGCAAGAUACGGCAGGAAACUGCAUGUCUUCUACAGCAAGUAUGGAAUUCUGUUUUAUAAACUUGGCGAAAACCUAAAAGCGAAGGAAUAUAUUGCAAGGGCCCUUAUCAUAUCGACCGAAAUUGGCAACAAAAGCGGAGAAGCAUCCUAUUACGUAAACCUUGGUGCCGUGUUUAAGUCGCUCGCAGAAUACGACAAGGCUAAAGAGUAUCUCUACAAAGCGCUUGUCAUCACAACUGAAAUUGGCGACAGAAAUGAAGAAGGAACAUGUUAUAGAAACCUAAGUACUGUGUUUCAGUCGCUCGGAGAAUACGACAAGGCUAAAGAGUAUCUCCACAAAGCGCUUGUCAUCACAACUGAAAUUGGCGACAGAAAUGGAGAAGGAGCAUGUAAUGGAAACCUUAGUACUGUGUUUCAGUCGCUCGGAGAAUACGACAAGGCUAAAGAGUUUCUCCGCAAAGCGCUUCUCAUCACAACUGAAAUUGGCGAGAGAAAUGGAGAAGGAGCAUGUUAUGGAAACCUAGGUAAUGUGUUUCUGUCGCUCGGAGAAUACGGCAAGGCUAAAGAGUAUCUCCACAAAGCGCUUGUCAUCAAAACUAAAAUUGGCGACAGAAAUGGAGAAGGAACAUGUUAUGGAAACCUAAGUACUGUAUUUCAGUCGCUCGGAGGAUACGACAAGGCUAAAGAGUAUCUCUACAAAGCGCUUGUCAUCACAACUGAAAUUGGCGACAGAAAUGGAGAAGGAGCAUGUUAUGCAAACCUAAGUAUUGUGUUUCAGUCGCUCGGAGAAUACGACAAAGCUAAAGAGUAUAUCCACAAAGCGCUUGUCAUCACAACUGAAAUUGGCGACAGAAAAGGAGAAGGAGAAUGUUAUGCAAAGCUAGCUACUGUCUUUCAGUCGCUCAGGCAAUACGGCAAGGCUAAAGGUUAUCUCGAAAAGGCGCUUGUCAUCACAACUGAAAUUGGCGACAAAAAUGGAGAAGGAGCAUGUUAUGGAAACCUAAGUAAUGUGUUUCAGUUGCUCGGAGAAUACGACAAGGCUAAAGAGUAUCUCUACAAAGCGCUUGUCAUCACAACUGAAAUUGGCGACAGAAAAGGAGAAGGAGCAUGUUAUGCAACCCUAAGUACUGUGUUUCAGUCGCUCGGAGAAUACGACAAGGCUAAAGAGUAUCUCCACAAAGCGCUUGUCAUCGGAAUUGAUAUUGGUGAUAAGAAAGGAGAAGGGGAAUGUUAUCACAUCUUGCAAACCUUGGACAUCUCUCUGCAAUUGUUGGAAAUUAUGAAACCAUGGACAUUUCAAUUGUUGAAGUAUGCUUGAUGCUUGAAGAAAGCUUUAUCCAUAUCCAGAGAUAUUGGAGAUAGAAGACAAGAGUUCCGAAUCCUUCAAUAUUACGCCCUUAUGUAUUCAUUUCAAAAUAAAAUCAAAGACUCCCUAGCAUGUCUUCAUUUGUGCAUUGAAAAGUACGAGGAGCUGAGAUAUUUCUUGGGGGCCAAUGAUGAGUUCAAAACAUCAUUUCUGGAGCACUCAGGAAUAUUUCCCUACAAGCAGCUUAGUACUCUGCUUUGUCAUACCGGAAAUGCCCUUGAAGCUUUCUAUGUUGAGGAGUUGGGUCAAGCAAGAGGUCUAUCAGACUUGAUGGCAGAGAAGUACUCGGUUGAAACGCAGAUCUCUGCUAAUCCACAAUCUUGGUUUGGCAUUGAAAACAGUUUUAGAAAGAAAAAUAACUGUGCUUGUCUGUACAUUUCUUAUUUUAACAAUCAUCUGCAUUUGUGGAUCUUGAAAACAAGUGGAGUCCUUCACUAUAAAAGAUUACUAGAAGAGAAUCUAGUUCAGGCUGGGUUGCCCAAAGAUUUGCCUCUGAGUGAGUUUUUGGCUGAUAGUUUCCGGAGUCUUGGUAUUUUGCCCACUGAAGAUUGUGAAGAUCGGUCUUUAAAUAUGGUUGAAUUGGAACCUCUCUCCCCCGAACAAAAGAGCCUAGCAAGAAUGCGACUCGUGGAGGAGGACGAGGACAAGGAGGUCAUUUCAAGUCUAUCUUUGUGUUACAAAGAGUUUAUUGCUCCUGUUUAUGAUUUGCUUGAGGAACCUGAAGUCAUUAUUGUUCCUGACCGCAGUUUGUACAAAGUUCCCUUUGCUGCCCUGAGUGAAAAGAGGGAGCCCAAUACCUAUCGGUGA